CUGACAAAUCCCCAGAGCAGGAAGGCUCAUCUGUGCACAGCUCUCCAUUUGCUGACAACUAGCGAAAGUGACAACAUUACAAGUGACUUUUAAGAUCCCAUGGCUUUAAUAGGGAAAGAUAUAUUUUAACAGCCCAGGCACAUAACUGUGCGACGCUGCCAAUUGCAUUGAGUGCUUGCAGCCACGCUUCACACCCAGAGAAGCUGUUAUUUUCUGGCAUUAGAUAGGAGGAUCAUGUGUGAGCUGACAUAACAGACACGCCAAAAUUGUUCAGCUGUACAGGCUCUCCCAGACUAAAUACCAAAAAAAAAACCAACCAACCAAAAAACUGCCAGUAUGCCUCCAGGAACAGACAGACGCAAAGCCCCAAAUGACAUGUGUGCAUCUAGAAAAUGCACAGCAGAAUUCCAAGUCAUAUGCACAGGCUUCAAUCAAUGAACCUCGCUGAUACAUGGGAAACACUUCAUUCCCAGUAAUUGUCCUUUGACUGCUCUAACAAGUAGAAUCUGCUCGGGAUGGUAAUGAUUACAGUGCUGACUCACAGAGGGUUUUGCCGUGCUGGCAGCAGCGCACCAGCAUGGUGCUCACUUGGAAGGCAUUUUGCAUUUUGAACCAAUCUGCAUUUUUAAUCCUUUGACUGCCAACGGUUGUUGGUGGCUUUGUGGUGCUGACUCCCAUUUCCCUCCAGCAGGGGCUGGAUGAGGAUGUUCCUCUCGCUCAGUACCCAGCAAGGGGAGCGAGGUUGGGGUGUUCCUGGACUCCCCAUGAUUGGGAGCUGCAUGUGGGCUCUCACCGUGCUCACACACACACCAUGGGCAGAUCAGUGGGCACAUUUGUGGCACAGUCUGCUCCUGCCCCUGGUACAGCCCAAACCUCCACUUUGCAGCCCCCCAGCACAUCACCUUGCAGCAACAGCAGGAGCCCAAAUGUCAGCACCCUGAUGGGGAAAUGAGAGCAGCAGGACAAGGACAGCCCUGGGAGGAUGAGCCAGCCUGCCUGAAGCUGCUCAGCCACAGGAAAACCACCCGAGAAGUUUCCAUGAACAAAGUCUUGCUGCUGCUCCAUUACAGCUCCCGCAGCCCUUAAUGACCGUGACUAUGAAGAGGCCUUUUGGUUUUCCUCUGAUAAGGAUUUUCCCUUCCAAGCACACGGGGUUGAAGCGGAGGGGCCGAGGCAGCGCUCACGUGCACGGAGCAGCCAGAAGCCAGGGCAGACCUCGCUGCAGGGAAAUCGCAACCCCUGGAAAACUGUUCCCCUAAUUACAGCCUUGAAGCAUGGAGCAAACCACAUAAGUGAUUCACACAGCGUUCCCAAGCUGCAGCCGCGUGAAUUGGAGAGAUUUCCAAACGCUGCCGCGACGUGCACACUAUUAUCAGGAUGGAAAUACGGAAAUUUUCAUCAUAAGGAGGCGAGGAGGGGGAAAAAACCAUCAUUAAAUGAAUCUCUUCGUGUCAAGAAGACCUGGGAGGUGUGUCGCUGGUGGAUCUGUAUAGGAUACAGAGCUCUCAUGGCAGGGAGCAGGCUGGCAGGGCGCUGUAGAAAUUCUUGGGUUUGUUAUCGCAGCUCAGGGCCCGGCCUCUGCUUGCGAGUGGGGUGUGAAAGGGAGCAGGCAAGUGCACUUGGGGAGGGAGAAAGGGAUGGAGCUGGUGUGGAGUGGAGUUAAAAGUGGCCCAUUGUUAGGGAAGUUUGCUCUCCUCACAUCAUCACAGCUCCCAGUGACACCGCUCUGCCUUUUGAAGUGCAACAUUAGGCGUUUCCUUGUCACCCAUUGGUGAGGGAGCUUUUUUACCACAUUAAGUCAUUGGGUAGCAAAUGAAUGGGGGGUUUUGACUAUUCAGAACUUCACCUUAUAAAUAUCAGGGUUGCAGGUUCCUGCAGCUUUCCUGGACCCGAAUAUCUGGAGAUACAUCGGGACGCGGCGAGGCAGCCUUGCCAGGGACCUGCGGGAUCAGCGGAGGGAGCCGGGUCCCACACUGACAGCCAUGAGGGGCAGCACCUUCCUCCUCCUCUCCAUCGUGGGCAUCUACGGUGCUGUUCUCAAUGCAGCAGCAUGGUCGGUGAAUAACUUUCUGAUGACAGGACCUAAGGCAUACCUGACGUACUCCAGCAGCGUGGCGGGGGCACAGAGUGGGAUGGAGGAGUGCAAGUUUCAGUUCGGAUGGGAGCGAUGGAACUGCCCCGAGAGCGCCCUGCAGCUCUCCACCCACAACCGCCUGCGCAGUGCUACCAGAGAGACAUCCUUUGUGCAUGCCAUCAGCUCCGCUGGUGUUAUGUACACCCUGACCAGGAACUGCAGCAUGGGGGACUUUGAGAGCUGCGGCUGUGAUGACUCCAGGAAUGGGCGUGUAGGUGGCCGAGGCUGGGUCUGGGGAGGCUGCAGCGACAAUGUGGAGUUUGGGGAGAGGAUUUCCAAGCUCUUUGUGGAUGCUUUGGAAACAGGACAUGAUACCCGUGCCCUGAUCAAUCUGCACAACAAUGAAGUUGGAAGACUCGCUGUGAAAGCCACGAUGAAGCGAGCCUGCAAGUGCCACGGGGUGUCAGGCAGUUGCAGCAUCCAGACAUGCUGGCUCCAGCUCGCCGACUUUCGGGAGAUCGGCAACUACCUGAAGAUGAAAUACGACCAAGCCCACAAGCUGGAGAUGGACAAGAGGCGGAUGAGAGCCGGCAACAGCGCUGACAGCCGCGGGGCCACUGCCGAGACCUUCCACCACGUCCACUCCACGGAGCUCGUUUUCCUGGAGGACUCCCCUGACUACUGCACGAGGAACGCCAGCCUGGGCCACCACGGCACCGAGGGCCGCGAGUGCCUACAGACCGGCAAGAAUCUCUCGCGGGACCGGAGGAGCUGCCGGCGGCUCUGCACAGAGUGCGGCCUCAAAGUGGAGGAGAGGAGGACAGAGGUGGUCAGCAGCUGCAACUGCAAGUUCCACUGGUGCUGCACGGUGCGGUGCGAGCAGUGCCGGCAGCUGGUGGCCAAGCACUUCUGCUCCCGCCGCGAUGCCACUGUUGCCAACCACACCAAGCGGCGGAACAAAGGCCACAGGAGAUAGGGGGAGGCCAGCAACCAACUGCCUGCCAGGCGGGACCUGUGGGUUUCUCCACCUGUGGCGGCCCUCAUCAUAACUGAGG
Molecule: messenger RNA, 3129 nt
Organism: Meleagris gallopavo (turkey)
Lineage: Eukaryota; Metazoa; Chordata; Aves; Galliformes; Phasianidae
Gene: WNT8A
Product: Wnt family member 8A
Biological process (GO): multicellular organism development; neuron differentiation; cell fate commitment
Cellular component (GO): extracellular region
Molecular function (GO): cytokine activity; frizzled binding
Source: RefSeq, a predicted model, not a curated record